Molecule: messenger RNA, 2322 nt
Organism: Medicago truncatula (barrel medic)
Lineage: Eukaryota; Viridiplantae; Streptophyta; Magnoliopsida; Fabales; Fabaceae
Product: probable alkaline/neutral invertase B
Exons: 5
Coding region: 164-1888 (574 amino acids)
Biological process (GO): sucrose catabolic process
Molecular function (GO): sucrose alpha-glucosidase activity; endo-alpha-N-acetylgalactosaminidase activity
Source: RefSeq, a predicted model, not a curated record
UUAACUACUUCCUAAAUUAUUGCAUAAUAGAAUAGAAUACUAUGAUCUCAUGAUUUCAUCCUUCGCAUUUCCAUCACGACGUUCAUACAUACGUUGCUGUGUCAUGCUUUCUUGUUUCGGAUUUUGAGGACAACUACUGCAAGCGCUAAGAUUUUGCUGGAAGAUGUCUACCCCUCCAAUAGAUUGGGCUCAUCACAAUGGUAAUGGAAAUUUGAAAAGUCAAGACUCGCUAUGUGCUGUCGCAGAAUUUGAGGAAUUUGAUUUCUCUAAAGUAUUAGAUAAGCCAAGGACUUUGAACAUAGAGAGACAAAGAUCAUGUGAUGAAAGAUCAAUGAGUGAACUAUCAAUAGGCUUAUCUCCGCGUCUAUUGGCCUCAAAACUUGAAAACUUUCCUCGCCCUGGAGAACAUCUUGAUCAUGCAUUUUCUCCUGUGCACAAAUCUGGUCUUAAUACUCCAAGAUCAUUGUUAUUGGACUCUCAUUCAAUAUUGCCUGAAGCUUGGGAAGCUCUCAGGCGUUCCUUGGUACAUUUUCGUGGUGAACCAGUUGGAACAAUUGCUGCCUUGGACAAUUCUGAUGAAAAUCUUAAUUAUGAUCAGGUUUUUGUUAGAGACUUUGUUCCAAGUGCUCUGGCUUUUUUGAUGCAUGGGGAACCAGACAUUGUCAAGAAUUUUCUCUUGAAGACUCUUCGUCUUCAAUCCUGGGAAAAAAAGAUUGAUAGGUUUCAUCUGGCAGAAGGAGUGAUGCCUGCUAGUUUUAAGGUAUUCCAUGAUCCGGUCAGAAACCGCGAAACCUUGAUAGCAGAUUUUGGUGAAAGUGCAAUAGGCAGGGUUGCUCCUGUUGAUUCUGGAUUUUGGUGGAUCAUAUUGCUUCGUGCAUACACAAAAUCUACAGGAGACUCUUCUUUAGCUGACCAGCCUGAAUGUCAAAAGGGUAUGCGUUUGAUUCUGAGUUUAUGCUUGUCAGAGGGGUUUGAUACAUUUCCGACUUUACUAUGUGCUGAUGGGUGCUGUAUGAUUGAUCGUAGAAUGGGUGUUUAUGGCUAUCCAAUUGAAAUUCAAGCAUUGUUCUUCAUGGCUUUAAGAUGUGCCAUGCUAUUGCUUAAGCCAGAUGCUGAAGGGAAAGAGUUUAUGGAACGAAUUGCGAAACGCUUGCAUGCCUUAAGCUAUCAUAUGAGAAGCCACUUUUGGUUGGAUUUGAAGCAACUUAAUGAUAUAUAUCGAUUCAAAACAGAAGAGUACUCACAUACUGCUGUGAACAAGUUUAAUGUCAUUCCCGAUUCUUUACCAGAUUGGAUUUUUGAUUUCAUGCCUCAUCAUGGCGGAUACUUUAUUGGGAAUGUGAGUCCGGCUAGGAUGGAUUUCCGCUGGUUUUGCCUUGGUAAUUGCAUAGCAAUUUUGUCCUGCUUGGCAACUCCUGAACAGUCAGUUGCAAUUAUGGAUCUCAUAGAAUCACGGUGGGAAGAAUUAAUUGGGGAGAUGCCUGUCAAAGUUUGUUAUCCAGCCCUUGAAAAUCAUGAAUGGAGGAUCAUAACAGGAUGUGACCCAAAAAAUACUAGAUGGAGUUACCACAAUGGGGGAUCUUGGCCAGUUAUGUUAUGGUUUUUGUCUGCGGCGGCUAUCAAGACUGGGCGACCCCAAAUUGCAAAACGUGCCCUUCAAAUUGCCGAGGCCAGACUGCUAAAAGACAACUGGCCGGAGUAUUAUGAUGGAACACAUGGUCGAUACAUUGGAAAGCAGGCUCGAAAAUGCCAAACCUGGUCUAUUGCUGGUUAUUUGGUGGCUAGGAUGAUGCUUGAUGAUCCUUCACAUUUAGGUAUUAUAGCACUUGAAGAAGACCGACAGCUAAAGGAUCCUGUGCUCAAGAGAUCAAAUUCAUGGACUUUGUGAUUUUUUUUUGUCUCUCCUAAUCAAUUUUGACUUGGAAUGAUAAAAAGGAAGAGGUAAGAAAUGGAGUGAGUGGAAGAAGGUGUGGUGGACAAACACCGUCAUGAAUCAUUCUUUGUUUCAUUCCACAUGUCUAGUGUUUGUGUAUUCCUUCAGUGGAAUGCUCAUAAGUAUAGCAAGCAUCUUUCAGGAUUCUCAAUGGAAAAGUUGUUUUAUGCACAAGGUGAGACCAUGGUUCGUUAUCAGGAACAGCUUGCAGUUCUUGGUGGACUGGACAAUAUAUGUUCUUAGAUGCAAAUGUUACAAUUAGACUGACAAUAGAUUGUGUUUUCUUGAUCUGGCAUUAAACACAUCACAAAAUGUGAAGUUAAAUGAUAGUCAUUCAUUCCUCCAUUUAUCCUUUUUAUAUGAAUGAAACGAGCGUAUACUCAUCCACA